AUGUAUAAUGCAUCCGCGCGAUUGUUUUCUCGCUUCCGUUGGGAGAGGAUUACCAUUCGGAAGUUAAAUAAAACAUCUUCCACUCAAUAUAAAAGGUGGCAAAGUUCCAAUCCUGAAAGCAGGGAAAGGUCUACUUCAUGGGCUACAGAAUUUGUAAAUAGUUGCUCUGAGUUGGAAAAAAAGCAUUUGUACGAUGCUUUGCGGAAAACAUCAACCGAAUCUUCUCAGCUGAAAGAUUCUUCACCAGUUUCAUUUCGAGAUCUCCGAUUAGUUUUCUUGGCUAGUGCAACACCUUUUAUCGGAUUCGGUUUUCUAGAUAAUUUCAUAAUGAUUGUUGCGGGUGAAUAUUUUGAUUUAACUUUAGCAGCAGUCUUUGGAUUCUCGACUAUGGCUGCUGCUGGAAUUGGUAAUUUAAUAUCGGAUCUCUGUGGAUUGGGUCUCGUUGGUUAUGUCGAACGCUACGCAAUGUUAUUUGGAGUUAAGUCACCACUCCUUUCAGAAUCUCAAUUACAAUCUGCUUGCGUGCGUCGAUAUUCAAAUCUUGGCAGGAUGUGUGGGAUAACUUUGGGAUGUUUGAUUGGCAUGAUGCCCCUUCUCUUUUUCCCAAGCGAUGAGAAAGAAAUUGAGGGAGCGGAAGCAUUCGUGACUGAGUCUAUCGACGAUACCGCGGUCAACUGA
Molecule: messenger RNA, 678 nt
Organism: Rodentolepis nana
Lineage: Eukaryota; Metazoa; Platyhelminthes; Cestoda; Cyclophyllidea; Hymenolepididae
Source: the annotation of a GenBank genome assembly